UCCUCCAAAAUCUACAUGGUGUUGGAGUAUUGUCCGGGAGGGGAGUUAUUUGACUAUAUUAUAGCCAAGGACCGUUUGUCAGAGGAGGAGACCAGGGUGUUUUUCAGACAGAUUGUCUCUGCAUUGGCCUACGUCCACAGCCAGGGCUACGCACACAGGGAUCUCAAACCGGAGAACUUGUUGAUAGAUGGGGACCACAACCUGAAGCUCAUAGAUUUUGGCCUAUGUGCCAAACCUAAGGGAGGUCUGGGUUAUGAGCUGAUGACCUGUUGCGGGAGUCCUGCCUACGCCGCUCCUGAACUCAUCCAGGGAAAAGCGUACAUCGGCUCAGAGGCUGAUGUGUGGAGUAUGGGAGUAUUGCUGUUUGCCCUUCUCUGUGGAUAUCUGCCAUUUGAUGAUGACAACUGCAUGAACCUCUACAGGAAGAUCACGAGAGGCAAAUAUGACAACCCAAGCUGGCUCUCCCCAGGGAGCAUCCUCCUCCUCAACCAGAUGAUGCAGGUGGAGCCCAAGCGUCGUCUGAGCGUGCGACAGCUACUGGAUCAUCCCUGGGUGAUGAAUGACUACAGCAGCCCUGUGGAGUGGCACAGCAAGAAACCGCUGGGCCAUAUUGAUGAGGACUGUAUCACCGAGAUGGCUGUCAGGAUGAAGCGCUCCAAAGAGAGCACUACCCGGCUGGUCAAGGAGUGGCGUUACGACCAGACCACAGCCACCUAUCUGCUGCUGCUGUCCAAGAAGCAAAGAGGCAAGCCUGUUCGCUUCUGCCCUGAGUCAACUAUCUGUGACUUCUCCUCCCGCUCCCCACUACAUCAGGUACUGCAGCCUAAGAAAGCCCUUCACUUUGGUGAGGAUGAGCACGCUUUGGAGUUUGGCGUGGACUAUGAAGACGAUUGCUCCUGGAUCCCACGCUCACAACAUACACCCCAAAGGGUCAGAGGUCAGCCAGAUGGAACGACCCACCUCACCAGCCAUCGAGACGCAUUUUGUGAGAGGUUGGCAUCUCCGUCAACAGAGAACAAGCGAGGCCGUGGCCCUACCCCAGAGAAGAAACCAACUACACCUCACCGCCAAGAAAGGCGCGACAGAGACCACAAACGGACCAAUGAGAACAAGGAGAAUAUUGGCGUCCCAGAGAAAGAUGUGGAAAUUUUCGCCCUGCCUGCUCCCCGAACCCCUGCAUCCAGUAAGAAGAAAACACACUCCAACAAGAAUGUGUUGACUACCCCGACCCAAGAUCCUGUUAAUGGCACCAAAACCAAUGGAGUCACACCAAAAGGUGGAGGCAGUGCUUCUAAAGAGCAGAGCAGAAAGAAAGGAGCGGUUACUAAGGAGGAUGUCGAGAUCAACUUCCUGGCCUUCAGUCCUGAGAGGAGGUCUCGGUCCCUGGACAUGGCCACCGCUGGAGACAGCGGGCAGAAGAAGAGAGCUGGGAAGAUGUUUGGUUCUCUGGAGAGAGGACUUGACAAAGUCCUCACCAUGCUCACCCCCAGCAAGAGACGAGGCCUACGCGAGGGCCCGCGCAAGAUCAAGGCACAAUACAAUGUGACUUUGACCAGUCAGACCAACCCAGACCAGGUCCUAAACCAGCUCCUCUCCAUCCUGCCUGAGAAACAUGUUGACUUCACACAGAAAGGCUAUACCAUAAAAUGCCGUACCCAGGGGGACUUCGGCAAGGUGACCAUGGUGUUUAAGUUGGAGGUCUGCCUCCUGCAGAGGCUUGAGGUGGUGGGGGUUUGCCGCCAGAGGCUGAAGGGAGACGCCUGGGUCUACAAGCACCUGGUGGAGGACAUCCUAGCCGCCUCCAGUAUCUAGCAGGUCAUGGAUUGGCACUCUCUAUUUAUGGCAUUAAUUUUUCAGCGGCAUCAAGACCCCAGCC
This is a messenger RNA of Lampris incognitus (smalleye Pacific opah), 1876 nucleotides long. RefSeq names its product maternal embryonic leucine zipper kinase (gene melk). Gene Ontology annotation, biological process: intracellular signal transduction; microtubule cytoskeleton organization; protein phosphorylation. The transcript is spliced from 15 exons. The record is from RefSeq and is a predicted model, not a curated record. Gene Ontology annotation, cellular component: cytoplasm. The coding region runs from base 16 to 1812 and encodes 598 amino acids. Gene Ontology annotation, molecular function: protein serine/threonine kinase activity; ATP binding; tau-protein kinase activity. NCBI's taxonomy places the organism in Eukaryota, Metazoa, Chordata, Actinopteri, Lampriformes, Lampridae.